AUGAGCAGGCACAUCGGCAACAUAAGCGGAGCUAAUAAAGGUCAAGCCACGGCCUCCGUGGUUGAGGCUUGCGCUGACAGAGCACUGCCGGAGGGUUACGGAGAGAAAAACAGGUCUUUAGCGGAAAUGGAUGCUGAGGAGGAUAUGGAUGCACUUAUCGAAGAGCUCGAAUCUCACCAUGAUCACAUAGAAGAUGAAGAUGAUGGCUGCGAAGGUUUCAACAGUCCUCGUUAUAUUCCGCCAGAGUUGUUACGAACCAAUACUAGCACAGGUCUUAACGAGACGGAAGUGUCUUCACGGCGAAAGAAAUACGGUUCAAAUCAGAUGAAAAAGGAGGAAAGGCAGCCUUUGGUCUUCAAAUUCUUGAUGUUCUUCGUCGGACCUAUUCAGUUCGUCAUGGAAGCUGCCGCAGUGCUGGCCGCAGGCCUCAAAGACUGGGUUGACUUGGGGGUCAUUUGCGGCUUACUCCUCCUAAAUGCCACUGUCGGUUUCAUUCAAGAAUAUCAAGCCGGAUCAAUCGUCGACGAGCUCAAAAAAACGUUAGCCCUGAAGGCAGUAGUGUUGAGAAAUGGUGAGAUAAAAGAGAUAUCAGCUUCAGGGGUCGUUCCUGGUGAUAUCAUACAUAUAGAGGAGGGAACCAUUGUCCCAGCCGAUGGAAAGAUCGUAACCGAAGAUGCAUUCCUCCAAGUUGAUCAGUCCUCCAUCACUGGGGAAUCUUUAGCCGUGGAUAAAUAUCUCGGAGACAUAUGUUAUGCAUCAUCCGCUGUCAAGCGUGGUGCAGCCUUCUUGGUGAUUACCGCAACUGGAGACAAUACUUUUGUAGGGCGCGCAGCCGCCUUGGUUAAUUCUGCCUCGUCCGGAAGUGGACACUUCACAGAAGUCCUCAAUUCAAUUGGUGCAACCUUGCUGGCAUCUGUCAUUUGGUGCAUUUUGUGGGUUUGGGUUUCGUCCUUUUUUAGGUCAUCCGACAUCUCAAAAAUUCUCGAAUUCACUCUCGGCAUUACCAUAAUCGGUGUCCCAGUCGGUCUUCCCGCUGUUGUCACCACUACCAUGGCAGUUGGAGCUGCGUACUUAGCAAAGAAGAAAGCCAUCGUACAAAGGUUGUCGGCUAUCGAAUCGCUUGCAGGCGUUGAGAUUCUCUGCUCAGACAAAACUGGAACUUUAACAAAGAACAAGUUGUCCCUGGCCGAGCCAUAUACUGUUCCUGGUGUCGAUCGAGAGGAGCUCAUGCUAACUGCGUGUUUGGCGGCUUCGCGCAAGAAGAAAGGGAUUGACCCCAUCGACAAGGCGUUUUUGAAAACUCUCCGUUUCUACCCUAAUGCCAAAAGGCUGCUCACUCAGUACCGUGUUCUUGAAUUUUACCCUUUUGACUCAGUAUCAAAAAAGGUCACUGCUAUUGUCCAGUCACCAGAAGGAGAUAAAAUAAUGUGUGUCAAAGGUGCACCGCUGUUUGUCCUGAGGACAGUCGAGGAAGAUCAUGCGGUCCCGGAGACAAUAGAUCUGGCAUAUAAGAAUAAAGUUGCUGAAUUUGCUACGCGUGGCUAUCGUUCUCUGGGAAUUGCUCGAAAACGCGAAGGCUGCCCCUGGGAGAUCCUGGGCAUCAUGCCUUGUGCGGACCCCCCUCGUCACGAUACAUUCAAAACUAUCAGCGAAGCAAAGACACUGGGUCUGUCUGUCAAAAUGCUGACCGGUGAUGCAGUGGGCAUUGCUCGUGAGACUUCACGCCAACUUGGACUAGGUACGAAUGUCUACAAUGCAGAGAAACUUGGCCUCGGUGGCGGCGGCGAUAUGCCUGGCUCUGAAGUUUGUGAUUUUGUUGAAGCUGCAGAUGGUUUUGCUGAGGUAUUUCCUCAACACAAGUACGCCGUCGUAGAUAUCCUACAAAAGCGAGGUUACCUAGUGGCCAUGACAGGAGAUGGCGUCAACGAUGCGCCGUCCUUGAAGAAAGCUGAUACAGGCAUUGCGGUGGAAGGGUCGUCAGACGCUGCUCGUUCGGCUGCAGAUAUCGUUUUUCUUGCACCUGGCCUGUCGGCAAUUAUUGACGCAUUAAAGAUCUCGCGCCAGAUUUUCCACCGCAUGUACGCUUAUGUGGUCUAUCGUAUUGCUCUGUCUAUGCAUCUCGAAUCGUUCCUUGGUGUUUGGAUUUGUCUUUAUAACGAGAGUCUCAACCUUCAGUUAAUCGUAUUCCUUGCCAUAUUUGCGGAUAUUGCCACUCUCGCAAUCGCAUAUGACCAUGCACCUUAUUCAAGAACUCCGGUCAAGUGGAAUCUACCCAGGCUUUGGGGGAUGUCAAUUAUUCUUGGCCUUGUAUUAUCAGCCGGGACGUGGGUUACAUUGUCCACCAUGCUUGUUGGUGGAGAGAAUGGGGGCAUUAUUCAAGGCUACGGUCAGCGUGAUUCUGUCUUGUUCCUGGAAAUUGCUCUGACGGAAAAUUGGUUGAUUUUCAUUACACGAGCCAAUGGCCCAUUCUGGUCAUCCAUGCCAUCUUGGCAGCUUAUUUCGGCAGUACUUUUUGUUGAUAUACUGGCCACCUUGUUCUGUAUAUUUGGCUGGUUUGUGGAAGGUCCAACAUCGAUGAUUGCCAUAGUCCGCGUUUGGGUUUUUUCUAUAGGAGUGUUCUGCAUGAUGGGGGGUCUUUUUUAUCUUCUCCAAGGCUCUGCUGGGUUUGACAAUUUGAUGCAUGGCAGGAGCCCUCGGACGAGUCCAAGGCAACGAUCGCUAGAAGACUUCGUUGUUUCCUUGCAACGCGUAUCAACUAUACACGAGAAAAACACUUGA
This is a messenger RNA of Talaromyces atroroseus, 2778 nucleotides long. RefSeq names its product Plasma membrane ATPase. NCBI's taxonomy places the organism in Eukaryota, Fungi, Ascomycota, Eurotiomycetes, Eurotiales, Trichocomaceae. Gene Ontology annotation, molecular function: P-type proton-exporting transporter activity; ATP hydrolysis activity; ATP binding. The record is from RefSeq and is a predicted model, not a curated record. Gene Ontology annotation, cellular component: plasma membrane. The coding region runs from base 1 to 2778 and encodes 925 amino acids. The transcript has 4 exons. Gene Ontology annotation, biological process: regulation of intracellular pH; proton export across plasma membrane.